This is a messenger RNA of Tuber aestivum (summer truffle), 2637 nucleotides long. The record is from the annotation of a GenBank genome assembly. NCBI's taxonomy places the organism in Eukaryota, Fungi, Ascomycota, Pezizomycetes, Pezizales, Tuberaceae.
GCUGUCCACCACCACCAAUCAACCCUGCUGCCAAUGAACCCGUUCGAUGGAGCCCGGACGGGGAAAAGGAAAAAAGGAUGGAAAAGAAAAGAAAGGAAGAGUUUCCAAUGGGGUCAGCUCGCUCGCCGCCGCUUCCCUGAGGUCCUCCCUCGUUUACCCCCUAACAAUCUUGUGACCCCCCUCAGUCAUUUUGGCCCUUCUCUCUCUCUCUCCCUCUCUCCCCCCUUUCUUGUCGAGAUAUAAGAUGUCCGGGACCGCCCCGCUAUCAUGUCUUUUUUUCCCCUUCCCCUCUCUCCUUCACCCUUCACCAGAGCAUUUCACUUCCUUAACGACUUCUUUCACUACCUUCGAUAGGUUCGACCUUUCCCACACGCCAGCGGCAACCCCCCCUUUGGAAUCUAUUCUGUGAAUAAAUUCCAUAUUCCAUUCCUUACCGGACUUGUAGGCUAUUACGGUGCAUAUCUCUUCCUGAGGUGAGUUUGCCUCGAUGGCCCAUUUUCACCCUGUUGCCCACUCCCAUCUACUCUUCACCUGUCGAUGGAUUAUGGAUCCUAUUACGCGGUGCAUCACCGAAGCGUUUUCCAUUGACAAACCUCAAAGAAGAGCUCGGAUGGCCACCUCCCCCUGCCCCCUUCCCGUUUGUCUCGAUGAAUGGGUGGAUGGAUAGCAAGCUUUCUCGUUGUUUUGCUCUCGUUUUGCAUGUUGCUGACCCUUAGCCCGCCUCUGGGUCUCUAGAAUUUAGAUAAUUCAUAAAAGUUUGUCGGGCUACAAUCAAUCCACUCAUUCUUUUAACGGACUUAUUUCCAUAUCACUCGAAGCGAUAGCCACACCUGCAGGCCCAAAACAAAUCACAUUCACUUUCCAACAAAGUCGUCGACAGAAAGAAGCUAGUCUUUUUCCCCUCCCAGCUAAAGUCGUUUUCCAACAAGAUCCACAAUGAAGUUCUCAGCAGCAGCCGUCGCCGCCUUGUCGGUUUUUCUCCCUCAGAUCGUCUCGGCCCACCUGGUCAUGGUCGAGCCGAAGCAGUGGUUCGUUCCUGAGGUCAUCCGUGGCAGCGUCGAGACCAGCGAUAGUCAGCAGCAUCCUCUACAGGCCGAUGGGUCCAACUACCCUUGCCAUGGUGUUGCUCCGGAGGAUGUCGUGGCAACUUAUGAGCCUGGAAGCACCCAGGAGCUCAGCCUCAAGGGCACUGCCGUGCACGGUGGUGGAUCUGGCCAGAUGUCCAUCACCUACGAUCUCAAGCCCACCAAGGAUUCCAAGUUCCGUGUCAUGCAGUCGUGGAUGGGUGACCAUCCUAUCAAGGCAGCUGGUAACUUGGGACCUGAUGACAGAGACCCAGGUAACCUUGGAGCUGAGUUCCCCUUGAGUAGCAUCAAUCCUCUCACCUUCAAGGUCCCGGCUGGCCUUCCUAAGGGCAAGGCUGUAGUCGCUUGGUGAGUCUCGCGUCCCAUCGCUCCUGAUGGAUAGACAACUAAUAAUGAGAACAGGACCUGGUUCAACAAGCUUGGCAACCGAGAAAUGUACAUGAAGUGUGCCACCGUCGAGAUUACUGGCCAGGAGACGUCCACCGCUGGCUUCGAGGCCCUCCCGGAGAUGUUCCGCGCAAACUCUGGCAACGGUUGCCAGGUCCCCGCGGGUAUCGAUGCCAUCGCAUUCAAGAAUCCAGGACCCGCGACGGUAGGAACCGGGGUCACACCCGUCGCCUGCGACAAUACACAGCCCGGCUCUGGCACACCAUCUACCCCCGGCACCGGUAACCCAGAAAAGCCCGGAUCUGGAAGCUCCAGCGCCUCGAGUGUCGCCGUCAAACCAACCGGAACCGGCAGCCCCAGCUCCUCGAGUAUCGCUGUCAAGCCAACCGGAACGGGCUCCCCAGCACCUAUCGGCACUGCUCCCCCUUCCAAAACCGGCUCCACUCCCCCUUCCAAGACCGGCUCCACUCCUCCUUCUUACACCUCCGCUCCCCCGGCUCAGACUAAGGCACCCACCCAGACUUCCGCUCCUUCCGAGCAAGGUCAACCUCCGGCUGGUGGUGCUUGCACUGAGGGCGCCGUCGUCUGCAAUGCGGAUGGAACCUGGUCCCAGUGUGGAUCCGGACGCCUCCAGAAUAUGGGCCCGGUCGCUCCCGGCAUGGUCUGCAAGAACGGAGUCUUCGAUCGCCAGAGGCGAUCCAUCCGCUUCUCGCACGAUCACAUGCGCCGUCGUCAUGCGGGUUCUGAGGUCUCGCAGUAGAGUGAAUGGGGGGGUCGGCGGUUCGAAGUUCAUAGACCGGGAAGCGGGUACACAAAUAUUCAUGUAUCUUCUCAUUCUUAUUUUUAUUUUUCUUCUUAUUUUUUUGUCUAGCUUUCGGUUGUUUUUUGAUUGGUGCUGGGGGGGGCGGUGUUGUGAAAAUAAAAUCUAACACGGGAAGUAGGGGAAAAGAGUGUAAAAAAAGGUCGUCGAACGACAUUUCGGUUGUGCAUUUCGGGCCUUGUAAUAUAAUUCUAUAAAAAGAUGCCUUUGAAACUUCUAAAGAACUCUGUUCCGAGAACGAAUUCCCCUGCUAGCUGCGCCUUUUGUGCCGGGGACAUGGAAUAUCACUCGACCUGCCACGAUUCACCAGACAGCGUGGGGCCCGAGGCGGUACCAUAUUUCGGU